ACGAAGAAGAAGGAAGGAGAUCGGCGAGGUACCAGGCCACGACCUGCAACGGGGACUUCCUUAAACGAGGUUAUAUAACUUCCGAAAUUGUGACUUCAUCUUGGCUUUGUGUAAUCUACAAAGAGAAAGGCGUCGAAGAGGAUUCUCUACACCAGAACGUUUUCCGCGAUAUUUUCACUUUGGCACAACAUUUCCUUCAGUUUCACACGGAUCAAUAUGGCUGAUGACUUUGACGUUGAGGCCAUGCUGGAGGCUCCAUACAGAAAGACUUCCCUAAUGAUAUCUCACCUCUACUCCCAUGAAUUCAUCUUUGAUUCCACUGUGAACUGUGAAAAAAAGGAUGAGAACAAGUCCUCUCAUGCAAAUGGACACGAUGACCAGAGCAAGAAGAAAAGGAGGAGUCGGAGCCGAAGCCCGGGCUCCAAAAAGAAGAGGAGCAGAAGCAAAAGCAAAGACAGAAAGAAGACUAAGAAGAGGAGCAAGAGCCGGGAAAGAAAAAGAAGCCGCAGCAGAGAGCGCCAUCGCAGCCGCUCCCGAAGCAAAGAUCGAGCUGGGCGGUACAGAGCACGCAGGAGUCCGAUUCGCAAACGUUCCAGAAGUCGGAGCCCCUUCAAAAAAGAAAAGAGCCCCAUUAGGGCACCAAUUGACAAUCUAACACCAGAGGAGAGAGAUGCCCGCACUGUUUUCUGUAUGCAGCUUGCUGCAAGAAUCAGAGCUCGGGACCUGGAGGAUUUCUUCUCAGCCGUUGGAAAAGUUAGAGAUGUGAGAAUAAUCUCUGACAGAAACUCCAGGAGAUCGAAGGGGAUUGCAUACAUAGAGUUUGUGGAGUCCUCCUCUGUACCUCUGGCAAUUGGAUUGACUGGCCAGAGGCUUUUAGGAGUGCCCAUCAUCGUCCAGGCAUCUCAGGCAGAGAAGAAUAGAGCAGCAGCUGCUGCCAAUAAUCUGCAGAAGGGCAGUUCAGGUCCGAUGCGCCUGUAUGUGGGCUCACUGCACUUCAACAUUACUGAAGAAAUGCUUCGAGGGAUUUUUGAGCCCUUUGGAAAGAUUGAAGGAAUCCAGCUUAUGAUGGACAGCGAGACUGGCCGAUCCAAAGGAUAUGGCUUCAUAUCGUUUGCAGAUGCGGAAUGUGCAAAAAAGGCAUUGGAGCAGCUGAACGGCUUUGAGCUAGCCGGACGGCCAAUGAAGGUGGGGCAUGUUACAGAGCGCUCAGACUCUUCAACAGCCAGCUCGUUCCUGGAUAAUGACGAACUAGAGAGGACUGGUAUUGACCUAGGGACUACAGGGCGUCUACAGCUGAUGGCUCGACUAGCAGAAGGGACUGGUCUGAAGAUCCCACCUGCUGCUCAGCAGGCUCUACAGAUGACUGGCUCCAUACCCUUUGGGGGCAUUGGCGCUCCAGCAGCUGUUCCAACCCCAGCUCCAAGCCAAGCUUUGAACCUCCCAUCUCAGCCACUGGCCACACACUGCCUUCAGCUGUCCAACCUGUUCAACCCACAAGCGGAAAAUGAUCCCAGCUGGGCAGCUGAAAUCCAAGAUGAUGUGAUUGAGGAAUGCAACAAACACGGUGGAAUCGUUCACAUUUAUGUCGACAAGAACUCUCCUCAAGGUAAUGUGUAUGUGAAGUGUCCCUCGAUACCAGCAGCCAUGGCAACUGUAAAUGCACUUCAUGGACGCUGGUUUGCAGGUAAAAUGAUAACAGCUGCCUAUGUUCCUUUACCAACCUACCACAACCUUUUCCCUGAUUCAGUAACAGCAAAGCAGCUUCUAAUGCCGUCACGCCGAUAGUCAAAGACAAGCUUCUGAAGUCUGUAAAUACAUUUGUUUGCAUUCAUGAAAAUGUCAUUGAAACAUUUGCAUUGAAAUUAGUUGGCUGUGUGUAAUAAAAGUGGCCUCAAGUUCACGUUCACCAUUUUGGGGGAAUUUUUUUUUUUUUGUUUAGUUGCUUUUCAAAUUUUUUGUGGGCUUGUGUUGUAAACUACCACUGAGAAGUAAUCUGCAGAUAUCUAUUGGUCUACAUGUUUUUAAAUAUUACUGUCAUAUCUGCUUGUUUAAAUUCAGAACUUUUAGAUUUCAAAUAAAAGUGCAGAGUUAGAAAAAAAAAAAAAGUGUUGGGAUGAUAGGCCUUAAAUGCCAAAAGUACAUCGACAAUAAUCCUUUGUAACUUUAUACAGCCAUAAUUUCAUUUUUGUAUGAAGGCUCCCAAUAAACUUGGCAAAUUUGAUGGUUCAUUUUCUUUUUGUUAUCAUUUUGGGGAGUUUUCAAUGCCAGGUUAAUGCCUCUGUGAUUAAAGUCCUAAUUACAGUA
Messenger RNA from Pundamilia nyererei, 2304 nucleotides. RefSeq names its product RNA binding motif protein 39b (gene rbm39b). Gene Ontology annotation, biological process: mRNA processing. The coding region runs from base 217 to 1785 and encodes 522 amino acids. NCBI's taxonomy places the organism in Eukaryota, Metazoa, Chordata, Actinopteri, Cichliformes, Cichlidae. The transcript has 16 exons. The record is from RefSeq and is a predicted model, not a curated record. Gene Ontology annotation, molecular function: RNA binding. Gene Ontology annotation, cellular component: nucleus.